Messenger RNA from Nanorana parkeri, 9519 nucleotides. RefSeq lists its product as uncharacterized. Gene Ontology annotation, molecular function: DNA-binding transcription repressor activity, RNA polymerase II-specific. The transcript has 20 exons. The record is from RefSeq and is a predicted model, not a curated record. Gene Ontology annotation, biological process: negative regulation of transcription by RNA polymerase II. NCBI's taxonomy places the organism in Eukaryota, Metazoa, Chordata, Amphibia, Anura, Dicroglossidae.
AUGCAGGGUGAAGGCCUGAUUGUCGUUAAAGUUGAAGUGAAAGAUGAAGAAAAGCCGUAUGUGAGGGGUGAUGAGUCGUAUCCCGGAGACUCCAGAGACACUCAGAGAGACGUCAAAGCUGAGGAGGAAGAAGGACAUGUGAGGAUUAAAGUGGAAGAAGUUCCUCCAGAGAUCAGCACAGAUUCCAGAGACAGCAGAAAGUCUCAGAGAAAAGUCAAGCCUGAGGAAGGACAACAUGUGAAGAUCAAAGAAGAGGAAACGUCUAUAGAGACGGGCACAGACGGACAGCGCGGCACGACCAAUCCAAAGAGGCGUCCUGAUCUCUCGUCCCGUGACACCAAAGACGAUGAGAUCACAUCCAACUCUUCUGAUGAUGAUGACUCCAUUACCCCCAAUCACCGGCCAGUACUUCGGAGUUCAUACUUGCCGUCACAUGGGGGGCGUCACGUUGAUCAUUCGCCUGUCACUCAUCCUACAGAUCAUAGAGGGGGUGAGAUGUCCCCAUGGUCAGAGUCUGGUGAGACAUCCGAAUUCUCCUCCAACCAGGGGGCUCGCUUGACCCAGAACACUUAUUCCUUUCCCCAGGACAUGGGACAAUCGAGGAACAGCACCGAAAAUGUUAUAGAGCUUCCAAGGACUCACUCGGCGGACAAACCGCCAUACUUCUGCGCGGACUGCGGAAAGUGUUUCACCAGCAAGACCUGCCUGGCCUACCACGAGCGGACGCACAACGGAGAGAAGCCAUUCUUCUGUCCUGAAUGCGGCAGAUGUUUCACUCAGAAAGGACAUCUUAUGUCUCACCAGCAGACUCACACCGGAGAGAAGCCAUUUUCCUGUUCCGAAUGCGGCAGAUCCUUCACUCAAAGGUCGAAUCUUCUGAAGCACCACAGAACUCACACGGGGGUGAAGCCGUAUCCGUGCCCCGAAUGCGGCAAAUGUUUCAACAAGAGAGGCAACCUCACGGCCCACCAGAGGACUCACUUGGGCGACAAACCGUAUUCAUGUUCGGAGUGUAGAAAGUGUUUCACCAAAAAAUCCUAUCUGAUAUAUCAUCACUAUAAGAGCCACACGGGCGACCAGCCGUUUUCGUGUUCAGAAUGCGGGAAAGGUUUCACCCAAAAGGAAGACCUGACUUCGCACCAGAGGACGCACACGGAGGAGAAGCCGUAUUCCUGUUUGGAAUGCGGGAAGGGCUUUACCCGGAAAUCGACUCUGGGUUUGCACAAGAGGGUCCACACGGGCGAGAAGCCCUAUCCGUGUUCCGAAUGCGGGAAGGCGUUUGCAAAGAAAGCCUCCCUCGUGUCACAUCUCAGUUCCCACCAGAAGACUCACUCGAGGGACAAACUGUAUUCCUGCUCGGAAUGCGGAAAGUCUUUUCCCUACAAAUCACAUCUUGACCGCCAUGAAAGGACUCACACGGGUGAGAAGCCGUUUUCUUGUUCUGAAUGCGGCAGAUGUUUCACCCAGAAGGGAUAUGUUAUAUUACACCAGAGGAUUCACACGGGGGAAAAGCCGCAUUCCUGUCCAGAGUGCGGGAAGCGUUUCACCCAAAGGUCGAGCCUUUGUAAGCACCAGAGAUGUCACACGGGGGUGAAGCCGUAUUCGUGUCCCGAAUGCAGGAAAUGUUUUAAAAAGAAAGGAAAUCUCCUCGCGCACCAGAAGACUCACACGGGGGAGAAACCAUUUUCCUGCACCGAAUGCGGGAAGCGUUUUGCCUACAAGUCAAACCUCACCGUACAUGAAAAGAUUCACACGGGGGAGAGACCUUAUUCAUGUUCCGAGUGCGGCAAAUGUUUCGGCGAUAAGUCAAAGCUGGUCCAGCACCAAAGAAUCCACACGGGUGAUCUCCCAUAUUCCUGUACGGAAUGCGGCAAAUGCUUUAUUGACAGGUCAACGCUCGUCAAGCAUCAUAGAAUCCACACCGGCGAUCGUCCGUAUUUGUGUUCGGAGUGCGGGAAAGGCUUUACGGAUGUGUCCAGUUUGUGUCAGCAUCAGAGAGUCCACACUGGGGUCCAGCCGUAUUCCUGUUCCGAAUGCGGGAGAUGUUUUACCCGGAAAUCGACUCUUGUUAGGCACGAAAGAGUCCACACCGGGGAGAAGCCAUAUUCAUGUUCUGAAUGUGGAAAGAGGUUUACACAGAAACCCUCCCUCAUGUCACAUCUCAGUUCCCACCAGAAACAAAAGAUGUACCUGUGUUCUGAGUGCGGCAAAUAUUUUGUCUCCAGAUGAAAACUGCUGGUCCACCAGAAGACUCACACGGGAGAGAAGCCCCAUUCGUGUCCAGAGUGUGGGAAGCGUUUUCCCCGGAAGACGUCUCUUCUUAAACACAAAAAACUCCAAACGGGGGAAAAGCCCUAUUCCUGUCUUGAGUGCAGGAAAAGUUUUACAGAGAAGGUCAAUCUUCUCACUCACCAAAGAAUCCAUACGGGAGAGAAGCCGUUUUCAUGUCCGGAAUGUGGGAAGUCUUUUUCCCAGAGGGGAAACCUCAUAUCCCACCAGAGGACUCACACAGCCGAGAAACCGUACUCCUGUUCUAAGUGCGGGAAGCGUUUUACCCAGAGACAAGGCCUCCGCUCCCAUCAGAGGACUCACGCGGCCGAGAAGCCAUUUUCCUGUUUGGAAUGCGGGAAAAGCUUUACCCAUAGCAAGACUCUCAUUUCCCACCAGAGGACUCACACGGGAGAACGGCCGUUCUCCUGCUCGGAGUGCGGGAAAAGCUACACCGACAAGUCCCAUCUAGCCGUACAUCAGGUCGUCCACAUGAGCGACCGCCAGUAUUCCUGCGCUCAGUGCGGAAAAUGUUUCACCCGGAAAGGAAGCCUCAUUUCGCACCAGAGGUCGCACACGGGAGAAAAGCCAUUUUCAUGCAGCAGGUGCGGAAAACAGUUCACGAGGAAACGCUACUUAAUUGAACAUCAGAAUAUUCACACGGGUGAAAAUCUCUUUUCGUGUACGGAGUGCGGCAAACGUUUCACCCGGAAAGGAAAGCUGAUCGUGCACCAGAGAUCUCACACGGGGGAAAAACCAUUUUCGUGCCCGGAAUGCGGGAAGUGUUUUUCGCAGAAAGCAACUCUUAUCAAACAUGAGAGAGUCCACACGGGGGAGAAGCCGUAUUCCUGUUCAGAGUGCGGAAAGUGUUUCACUGGGAAAGAUAUACUUAUUACACAUCAAAGAAUUCACAGAGGGGAGAAGCCAUUCACAUGUCUAGAAUGCGGCAAGGGCUUUAGGCAGAAGUCUGACCUCACUAGGCAUUGUAGAAACCACACAGCCGAGAAACAAUACUCCUGUCCCACGUGCGGGAAAAGCUUCCCUGAAAAAUCACUUCUCGUUAUACACGAACGGGUUCACACUGGGGAGAAGCCGUUCUCUUGCUCUGAAUGCGGGAAGUGUUUCUCCCAGAGAGGAAGCCUCAUUUCUCACGAGAGAAUUCACGCGCCCGAAAAACCAUUCUCCUGCGCCGAGUGCGGGAAGCGCUUUACCCAGAAGCAAAACCUCAUCGCCCAUCAGAGAACCCACACCGCCGAGAAGCCGUUUGCUUGCUCCGAAUGCGGAAAGAGCUUUACCCAAAGGGUCAACCUCAUCUCGCACCAAAGACUGCACACGGGAGAGAGACCGUUCUCGUGUUCCGAGUGCGGGAAAAGUUACACGAACAGGUCACACCUCGCCACCCAUCAAAUCGUUCACAUGACCGAUAACCCAUAUUCCUGUCCUCAGUGCGGGAAGUGUUUUACCCGCAGGGGGAGUCUUAUCCAACACCAGAGGUCGCACACGGGAGAGAAGCCAUUCUCCUGUUUGGAAUGCGGGAAAAUGUUUACAAGGAAAACGUCACUGAUGUCACAUCUCGGUUCCCACCGGUUACAAGAGGUUCCCGUGGCGGCCAAGACGCCAGAGGCAGCUGGUGGAAGAUGGCAGAUCAGACAACACUUGUGCGAGGAGCUGAAGCGUAGUCAGGAACAAGCCAGAUUGGGGGGUGGGACCUCUGUCCCUCAGUGGACCCCCAAGAAGUGGAUUUUACGCACUUACAAUUACCGCUCCUCCGGGUUCUCCGAUUCCUGUGCGCUCCAUCACUCAAUACUUACAAUUACUGCUCCUCCGGGUUCUCUGCUUCCUGUCCGCUCCAUCACUCAGCACUUACAAUUACUGCUCCCCCCGGGUUAUCCGCUUCCUGUGCGCUCCAUCACUCAACACUUACAAUUACUGCUCCCCCGGGUUCUCUGCUUCCUGUGCGCUCAUCACUCAGCACUUACAAUUACCGCUCCUCCGGGUUCUCCGAUUCCUGUGCGCUCCAUCACUCAAUACUUACAAUUACUGCUCCUCCGGGUUCUCUGCUUCCUGUCCGCUCCAUCACUCAGCACUUACAAUUACUGCUCCCCCCGGGUUAUCCGCUUCCUGUGCGCUCCAUCACUCAACACUUACAAUUACUGCUCCCCCGGGUUCUCUGCUUCCUGUGCGCUCAUCACUCAGCACUUACAAUUACCGCUCCUCCGGGUUCUCCGAUUCCUGUGCGCUCCAUCACUCAGCACUUACAAUUACUGCUCCCCCCGGGUUAUCCGCUUCCUGUGCGCUCCAUCACUCAACACUUACAAUUACUGCUCCCCCGGGUUCUCUGCUUCCUGUGCGCUCAUCACUCAGCACUUACAAUUACCGCUCCUCCGGGUUCUCCGAUUCCUGUGCGCUCCAUCACUCAGCACUUACAAUUACUGCUCCCCCCGGGUUAUCCGCUUCCUGUGCGCUCCAUCACUCAACACUUACAAUUACUGCUCCCCCGGGUUCUCUGCUUCCUGUGCGCUCAUCACUCAGCACUUACAAUUACCGCUCCUCCGGGUUCUCCGAUUCCUGUGCGCUCCAUCACUCAAUACUUACAAUUACUGCUCCUCCGGGUUCUCUGCUUCCUGUCCGCUCCAUCACUCAGCACUUACAAUUACUGCUCCCCCCGGGUUCUCUGCUUCCUGUGCGCUCCAUCACUCAGCACUUACAAUUACUGCUCCCCUUGGGUUCUCUGCUUCCUGUGCGCUCCAUCACUCAGCACUUACAAUUACUGCUCCUCCGGGUUCUCUGCUUCCUGUGCGCUCCAUCACUCAGCACUUACAAUUACUGCUCCUCCGGGUUCUCUGCUUCCUGUGCGCUCCAUCACUCAGCACUUACAAUUACUGCUCCUCCGGGUUCUCUGCUUCCUGUGCGCUCCAUCACUCAGCACUUACAAUUACUGCUCCUCCGGGUUCUCUGCUUCCUGUGCGCUCCAUCACUCAGCACUUACAAUUACUGCUCCUCCGGGUUCUCUGCUUCCUGUGCGCUCCAUCACUCAGCACUUACAAUUACUGCUCCUCCGGGUUCUCUGCUUCCUGUGCGCUCCAUCACUCAGCACUUACAAUUACUGCUCCUCCGGGUUCUCUGCUUCCUGUGCGCUCCAUCACUCAGCACUUACAAUUACUGCUCCUCCGGGUUCUCUGCUUCCUGUGCGCUCCAUCACUCAGCACUUACAAUUACUGCUCCUCCGGGUUCUCUGCUUCCUGUGCGCUCCAUCACUCAGCACUUACAAUUACUGCUCCUCCGGGUUCUCUGCUUCCUGUGCGCUCCAUCACUCAGCACUUACAAUUACUGCUCCUCCGGGUUCUCUGCUUCCUGUGCGCUCCAUCACUCAGCACUUACAAUUACUGCUCCUCCGGGUUCUCUGCUUCCUGUGCGCUCCAUCACUCAGCACUUACAAUUACUGCUCCUCCGGGUUCUCUGCUUCCUGUGCGCUCCAUCACUCAGCACUUACAAUUACUGCUCCUCCGGGUUCUCUGCUUCCUGUGCGCUCCAUCACUCAGCACUUACAAUUACUGCUCCUCCGGGUUCUCUGCUUCCUGUGCGCUCCAUCACUCAGCACUUACAAUUACUGCUCCUCCGGGUUCUCUGCUUCCUGUGCGCUCCAUCACUCAGCACUUACAAUUACUGCUCCUCCGGGUUCUCUGCUUCCUGUGCGCUCCAUCACUCAGCACUUACAAUUACUGCUCCUCCGGGUUCUCUGCUUCCUGUGCGCUCCAUCACUCAGCACUUACAAUUACUGCUCCUCCGGGUUCUCUGCUUCCUGUGCGCUCCAUCACUCAGCACUUACAAUUACUGCUCCUCCGGGUUCUCUGCUUCCUGUGCGCUCCAUCACUCAGCACUUACAAUUACUGCUCCUCCGGGUUCUCUGCUUCCUGUGCGCUCCAUCACUCAGCACUUACAAUUACUGCUCCUCCGGGUUCUCUGCUUCCUGUGCGCUCCAUCACUCAGCACUUACAAUUACUGCUCCUCCGGGUUCUCUGCUUCCUGUGCGCUCCAUCACUCAGCACUUACAAUUACUGCUCCUCCGGGUUCUCUGCUUCCUGUGCGCUCCAUCACUCAGCACUUACAAUUACUGCUCCUCCGGGUUCUCUGCUUCCUGUGCGCUCCAUCACUCAGCACUUACAAUUACUGCUCCUCCGGGUUCUCUGCUUCCUGUGCGCUCCAUCACUCAGCACUUACAAUUACUGCUCCUCCGGGUUCUCUGCUUCCUGUGCGCUCCAUCACUCAGCACUUACAAUUACUGCUCCUCCGGGUUCUCUGCUUCCUGUGCGCUCCAUCACUCAGCACUUACAAUUACUGCUCCUCCGGGUUCUCUGCUUCCUGUGCGCUCCAUCACUCAGCACUUACAAUUACUGCUCCCCCCGGGUUCUCUGCUUCCUGAUGACUUUCUGGGUGAAGCUCUUGCCGCACUCCGUACAUGAAUACGGCUUCUCCCCGGUGUGGAUCCUCAUGUGCUUGAUGAGCACCGACUUCCACCCGUAUGAUUUCCCACACACGGAGCACGUGUAUGGCUUCUCCCCCGUGGGUGUCCAGAUAGGAUUUGUGGGCAAACCCUUUGCCGCAUUCCGAGCAAGCGUACGGCUUGAGGUCAUUAAUGUGUCCUUUCUGGUGGAGGACGAGGGAGGAUUCCCGUUCAAAGCGCUUCCCGCAUUCCAGGCAGGAAUAUGGCUUCCCCACCAUGUACAGGACUCUACGAGGCCCAAGACGGGUGAUGUCAUCAACCCCUCUUCCACCAUCUUCAGAGAUCAUGGGACCUUUCCCAGUGUCACACCUUUGCAGAACCUGGUCACUGGAGGUGGACCUGAGGAGCGGGGCUGCCCAUGCAGAAGACUGGAGGACUCAUGGGGCGUAAGCACCACAUCCGUGGCAGCACUGAUCUGUAAACUGACUCAAGCCGCCAUGGAUAUCCCAGGUGAGCGGGAGAAGAAGGGGGUUCAGGCACGAUAUGUGGAGUGUGGUGUGUUACAUUACCUGAGUGAUAGGCAGCACCCUGCAUAUGAGCUAGGAUGGAUGGAACUUAAGCUCGCCCCCCAUCAUCCCAGGAACAAGUGUGGGUUUGCUGUAUUGCUCGCCCACAAAUCCGCACAUGUGCAGUAUUCGCGUGGCCAUCCUCCCAUUAAGGGGAACACUGCACAUGUGCGGAUUUGUGGGCAAGCAAUUCCUGUGAUGAUGGGGGCGCUCAACGUUCCAUCCAUCCGAGUUCUUAUGCAGGAUGGGCCGAUCACACAGAAUAAGAUCACCCAGGUUGAUGGCCUGGUGGUCGUUAAAGUGGAAGAAGACGAGAUGUGCAUGACCGGGGAAGAGUCGGAGGAGGAGGACAGACACAUAGUGAUUAAAGAGGAGGACGUUCCUGACAAAAGUCUCAUUAAUAUUAAAACUGAACCAGGGGGCAAUGAAGAUCCAUCUGUGAUGGGUGACGAGUCGUGUAAGGAGGAGGAGUGUUCAGACCCUGUAGACACCAUAGUGACGCACAGAAAUGUCAAGGUUGAGGAGGAUGAAAUCAGAUGUGUGAAGAUCGAAGAUGAUCAAAUUGCUGUAGAGAUCAGCACAGAUGGACGAUACAGAAGGUACAAUAUGAAGAGACAUUCCAUGUCAUCUCCAGACGAUGAAAUAGAUGACAGCUCAGCAGAUUCCCCAGGAGAAAACCCCACGGGCCCAAAUCUGGGUUCAGUGCCUCGCCAUGCCAAUUCGUCAUCUGAUGCCUCUACCCACGAGGGGACCUUUCCCAAUCCCACCGAGACCACAGCUCAUUAUACAUCUGGCCGAUUUCCCAAAAAGGUCCCUUGUCCUGAGUGUGGUAAAUGUUUUACUUGGAAGUCAAGUCUGGUCAAGCAUCAGAGGUCGCACACGGGAGAAAAGCCCUAUUCCUGUUCAGAAUGCGGGAAAUGUUUUGUUUACAAACCGGACCUUGUCGUACAUGAAAGAGCCCACAGGGGCGAGAGGCCGUUUGCCUGCUCUGAGUGCGGAAAAAGCUUUGCUAAGAAAUUUUGUCUUGUCCAACAUCAGAGGACUCACACGGCAGAGAAGCCCUAUGCCUGUCCCGAGUGUGGGAAAUGUUUCAUGACAAAAGCUUGCCUUUUCCAACAUCAGAGGUCUCACAGCGAGGAGAAGCGGUAUUCAUGUUCAGAGUGCGGGAAGUGCUUCAGACACAACUCGGAUCUUCUCAAACAUCGCAGAACGCACACGGGGGAAAAGCCUUAUUCCUGUUCUGAAUGCGGAAAAGGCUUUUCGGUGAAGGCAACUCUUGUUCACCAUCAGAGAAGACACAGAGGGGAGAAGCCUUAUUCGUGUCCAGAGUGCGGUAAAUGCUUUGUGCAGAAGUCGGACCUUGAUAGGCAUUAUCUCAUCCACACUGGCGAGCGACCGUUCUCGUGUCUUGAAUGUGGGAAGUGUUUUACACAAAGGUCGACUCUGGUGGAGCAUCGUAGAAUUCACUCAGGAGAGAAGCCCUAUGCGUGUUCCGAGUGUGGAAAAUGCUUUGCGCAAAGAGGGCAACUUUCACGGCUUCUCCUACACGAGAGGGUCCACACGGGUGAGCGGCCGUUUGCUUGCACCGAAUGCGGCCGGACCUUUGCUAAGAAGUUUACCCUUGAUGCCCACCAGAGGAUCCACACAGGCGAGAGGCCAUUCUCCUGCUGCGAAUGCGGGAAGGGCUUCGUACAGAGGUCCUCCCUGGUGGAACAUCAGAGAACUCACACGGGACUGAAGCCACACGCCUGUUCGGACUGCGGGAAGUGCUUCAGGCAGAGGUCGGAGCUUCACAAACAUCGGAGGGCUCACGCGUGGGUGAAGCCAUAUUCGUGUCAGGAGUGCGGGAGGACCUUUUCGCUGGAGGCGGCUUUCCUGUUCCAUCAGAAGGAGCACAAGGACAGGAAGCUGCAUUCCUGUUCACAAUGCGGGAAAAGCUACGCGUACAAAGUAGACCUCGGCCGGCACAUACUAUCUCACACUGGCGAGCGGCCGUUUGCUUGUGAUGAGUGUGGGAAGUGCUUUACUAAGAGAUCCACCCUCAACGAGCACUCGAGAAUUCACACGGGAGUGAAGCCAUUCGCAUGCAUCGAAUGCGGCAAGCGGUUCAUCCAGAAGUCCUCCCUCGUAGUCCAUCAAAGGUCUCACACGGGAGAGAAGCCGUAUUCUUGCUCGAAAUGCGUUAAGUGCUUCAGGCACCGGUCAGAUAUGCUUAACCACGAGAGAACACACACGGGGUGA